CGUGUCUGCCAUUGAACGAUUUCGUUAUCUCCCUCCACCCCCCUCAGUGAAAAGUGUUGUGUCCCGGCACCCCUGAACCGGAAUAGUUAGACAGGUAGGCGUACGUACGGUACAAAUUACACAAGUAUGUGCCCCGGGCGACAGGGAUCGCUCAGUCUGUCCCGGUCACACCGUCUCUAGUCAGCCAUGGACGCUACGGGCUUCAAACAACUUCAACGGCAGAUCGAACAAGCGACCUCUUCAAAAGACAAGCUGUCCGUGCUGUCGAGUUCUCAUGGCAACUUCAGUGCGAACCAGUUGGUCAUACUCUUCCAGCUUUUCCCACAAAUACACGACGAAGUCAAAGUAACGCAGAAUUUGAAAAGCAGACUGUGUCCGAUGACAUGUGCAGAGGCAGCCGAUGUUCUGGAGGCCGUGUCCUACUCCGAUAAAAUGCAGAUCCUGGAGAUCAUCUCACGCUCCGUCACUGACGCCACCUCUGGUUUUAAACACAUCGAAGACCAAUUCAACUCGCCACCCGACAAAUCCAUGGCCAGAGAAAUGUUGACUAGGGCGAAUGAAAACCAUACGGCUACUGCCAGGGAACGAGACGACCUCCGAGGACCAGCUGCCGCAUCUCGUACCCAGCGUACCGACGGAAUGGACGAGAGGAAUUUCAGUCAACUCGAACAGAAACUUAAAAGUGCGUUGUUUAUAGAAGACAAGUUGGCGGUUCUCUCCCAGUCUAGAGGCAGCUUCAGCGCUGAUCAGGUAUUUCGCGUUUUCCAGACCCUCCCACAAGUACAUGACGAAAUAAAAGCACUCCGGACACUUCAGGGGAGACUCUGCCCGAUGACGUGCGCAGAAGCAGUCGGUGUGCUGGAGGCCGUGCCCUACUCCGACAAGCUGAAGGUCCUGGACAUCAUCGCAAGUAAGAUCAGCGACAUCCGCACAGGCGUUGAGUACAUCGAGGACAUCUUUACCUACAGUUCUGAAAAAGCCAAAGUUAGAGAAAUCAUUUCCAAGCACGGCUUGUAGUGUCGCGGACCUGCACAGAUAUCAGCCCCUGACGGGACGUCCAACUCUGUAAGCCGACCGGAGAACACCUGUAUCCCUCCGCGCUAGUGAUCCGCCUUCAGUGCAGACUUUUGCUGGAAUAGUCUAUUCGGACUCCUUGUAUACAUAAAAUAAAUUUGAUAAAUUUUUGGUAGUAUCGUAAAGACAAAAUGGGAAAUUUAUCCCCAAGCAUGGUGUUCGGUAGAGGUGUAACACUAAUCUGAUACACAUAAGCGUUAUCACAUACAGUGCAGUUUUAAUCCCAGUCAGACAUAUGACAUACGGUUUAUUUCGUCACCCAAGGAAUGUUAAGGCUAGAAAUUAUUGAAACAACGCUGAUAAAUACUUCUGAUAAAAUCGAAUUGUAUAGCCUGUCAUGAUUCCAAUAUCCCUAAUAUUUACAAAGGAAGGAAUACAAUAUACG
This is a messenger RNA of Branchiostoma belcheri (Belcher's lancelet), 1459 nucleotides long. RefSeq lists its product as uncharacterized. The transcript has 11 exons. The record is from RefSeq and is a predicted model, not a curated record. Bases 187 to 1017 code for a protein of 276 amino acids. NCBI's taxonomy places the organism in Eukaryota, Metazoa, Chordata, Leptocardii, Amphioxiformes, Branchiostomatidae.